Messenger RNA from Podarcis lilfordi (Lilford's wall lizard), 20913 nucleotides. The record is from the annotation of a GenBank genome assembly. Lineage: Eukaryota; Metazoa; Chordata; Lepidosauria; Squamata; Lacertidae.
ACCGGCCAAUUAGAACUGCGGCGCGCCGAGUCGGUUGCCCGGAGAGACCAAUCACCGUUAUCUGCCCUUCGCUCUGUCAGACAUAAUGGCGCGCAAGGAAUUUCAAACGUUCGAGGGGGAGGGGGAGGAGCGGGGCUUAUAAGGGGGAGGAGCGGGCGGAGGAUGAAUAGCCUGUUGAUGGCGGCGGCGGCGGAGCCUGGCGCGGCUGGCCCGCGGAGUGUCACUGCUUGACGCCGGCCGCGCGGAGCGGCGCCUGGGGACGCCGCGUGCGGAGAAGAGGGAGGCGUCCCGCCCUCCCGCCUGAGGCGGAAAUCCCCCGCGUCGGCCUCUGCCGGGUACCGGAGGAGUGCUCUUCGCGCCCAGCCGCGCUGCCGCUCUGCCAUUGGAGGACGCGGAGGCGGAGGCCACGCCCCUCGCCCGCGAGGUGAGGGCGCAGGUGAGUUUGCGCGCGUCGAGCCCGGCCUCGGCCCCGCGGGAGCGGCGUCCUUUCGCCUCAGCCCGCGUUCAAAUCCGAAAGUGACAGCCGAGUGCCUUUUCCUUAGCGCCUCUGGAACCCAACGGCGUUAUAACCCUGGGCUGGGUGUGGGGGGGGGGAGCGGCAUUAUUCUCAAAACGGAUUCGCGCCAACAAUAUUCCUUACAGGAGCUUGCAAAGCAGUUUUCUCGGCACUCUUCUGGCUUGUUGCCAGUCACGCAGUAGGGCGGUGUUUCCCACCCUUUGAGAUGCGUGAAAAAGCGAAAUAAGCGGUCAUUUAGAAGACGGGAAGCGGGAAGUAAACCCUUCAGAAAUCCACAGCAGGGCAGUAUUUUUUUAUUGGGACCAACCAAAAUGUCGCAGAACAGUGCGGUUUUGAGAUCUCGGAAAGUGGCAAGGUGUCACCGAAAGCACCGGGUGGGGGAGAAAGUGGGGGGUUUUGUGGCUGGAGCACAGGUUCCGAUGUGAUUCUGUGGCUGGAAGCACAGCUAAAGGUGGGUACCGUGUUCCAUUACUUAAUACAGAAUGUGAAGCAACAAUCUUCUGCACUAUGAAGAUGUGAAGUCAAGUUACACAUUCCUAGACUGCUUAAUCUGGAUUAGUUACUUUGGCCAAUGCCCUAGCAUGUGUUCAUGGGUAAAAUGGGAUUAAUGGCAGGAGGUGGUCAUUCUUCUGGAGUGCAAGGAUGGUAGGUAUGCAUGUGUUGUGUCUCCAAGACAGGAUAUUACAGCAUUUUUCUGCAAUUGUUCUUACUGUUUAUGGGAGCAUUCCUUUGAUACUUGUGGUAUCUUGAUUGCCGCAGUUUUGACUCCAGUUGCUUACUGCCUUUUUAACUUUGGGUUUCAGCUGUUUGUGUCCUCCUUCUCACCUGCUCAUACAUUCAGCUCUAGCCUAGUUCUCUUUAAAACGGCCAGUUUGCCUCAGGGCUAUACCAGCUGAACCUCCAGGUGAAAGCUUGUGUGAUGUAGUGCUCUUGCAUACAGUCCAUUCUCUUGUGAGCCCUCGCCUGUAGUCUUAAAUUGGUACAGCCCUGGCAAAUCCAUUUCACUUUGGCGGCAAGUAGGCCUCUGCACUUAUUACAGUACUAACAUUGCCCUGCACUCAGUCAUUGACAGACUCAUAAAGGUAGCGCUGUAGUCUGUAACUCUCAUUGCAUUGGUGUGGAGGGAAGUCAAGUGGUGGUUGAUCAGCUUAUGUGUCAUCAAAGCAGAAGUCUCUCAAGCCUGUCUGAAGACUGUUGUGAAAGCAGAGUUUAGUUCUAGCUUUUUUAGCUAUAUCCUCAUUUCUUCUAGUACCCACCGUAGGAACUGUGGUAAUCUUACUAGACCUAAGGUGUCAUAAGGCUCUUUGUUUUCUUAGCAAAAUGAUCUGGAGAAGAUACAACUUGCUUCAUUUCCUGUGAUUGCAAACUGCAGUAUAGUAUUUGGUUCCGUGGGUACUCCUGGAGCGGGACGGGUGCAAAUAAGGUGUUCUGGGUUGUAAAGGGAAGCCUGGCACCCUUCUCCACCUUUGCUAUCCAGUACUUCUCCAGCUAGUAACAUCUAUUUUCUGGGGUGUUAGGGAAGGCAGAGGCAUGCUCCUUUGUCUCAAGGUAGACUGGUGCAAAUAACAUUUACUUUCUAGGCAAGUAACUAUUUACAAGUCUGUGGUGGACCAUUCUUUGAUGGAGUUGUUUUGUUACAUCCUUUAAAAUGCUUGUUAAUGUUAAGGAGUGGAUGACAACAUUUUGUUAUAUUUUGUAAUGGGGAGCAAUGGAAAUCAAGGCACAUAUCUUCUAGGUCAGCAUAUAGCUUGAUUUUGGAUGUCUGGCCAAUCAAAAAACAUUUUUCGCCAUGCCUGGUAGUAGAAGAUCCUGAAGGAAUUUUCCUAAGUGGAGGCUCAUCCGUUGCACUCUGGGUGUGCUGACCCCUGCGAUUUCCCUAAAUGUAAACCUGACUGUGUAAUCUGUGGUAAUUGUCAAAGCAUUAACAGCAGGUAUUAACUAAUAACAAAAAGCAAGUUGUGAACAGUGACAUGAACUCUAAUCUGAUACUCCACCCGUUAGACAGUGAUAUUUUAUUCUGAUUACUGCUUGUGUUAUUUUUUUAGAGAAGCUUGCAGUUAUAAUGGUUAGCCAGUGUGAAGCUUUGUUCUGCUGCUCUUUGCCCCCUCACUAUUACAAGGAAAGCAAACUUCACUCCUGACCUUCCUAAGCAUGGCUGCAUGCUUUCUCUGUAUCCCCACCACUACCACCACCAAAAAUGCUUACAUUUUCCAUAUUCCUUAUGGAAGCUUGCAUAUUCCUAAAUGAUACUUCCAUGCACAGAGGCGGUACUGGAUGCUGCGUAAAGAAUGACAGUUGCCUUCACUCUGGGGUUCUGAGUAUCUGAAAGGCAUUUCCCCAGUUUCCAGACAUCCCUUGGUCUUUUCCUGUAAGUCAGUUCUUCUCAUAGGGAAGAUGCUACUUCUAUCUAAAUUAUAAAACAUAAAACAAUGUUGUCCCCUAUAUCCCUAAAAAGCAACUCCUUCCAUGUUGUAGUCAGUACAGUAUGUCAGUAGCAGCCUCUCUUAGUAUGCUUCAAGGAGCAUGUUCCAUAGGCAAGGUUUUGCAUGGAGGUGUUUUCACUGGAUGUUCUUUUGAGUUCAGAGGGUCUAUCAAAGCCAAGGUCUCCUCUAGAAGCAAUACAUUUAUAUUCAGCCACAUAUAUUGUGAGCAGGGGAGCUCUCAUUAAACAUAAUUUGAGGGCAGGUUGAAUUUGCCUCUCCCAGUGGUACUAUUAUCUUUCCAUCUGAUUCCCUCUUGGUCAUUAAUUAUGCCAUGCUGAAGUCCUUGGAGAAAGAAAGUGGGAUACAAUUGCUGGGCUGAGGACUGUGGUGUUUCUGACCAAAUAGGCACCAAUGUUUGGCACAGUAAUGGUCUAGCUGCGACUGUUGCAUGAUGAAUCAUACAUGUUAAUUGAUUUUUAAGUAGUUGUGCCUGCAUGCUGAGAUAGUGAAUUAAAACUCCCAGUAAAUAUUUUAUAGGAGGGACACAGGUGGCGCUGUGGGUUAAACCACAGAACCUAGGACUUGCUGAUCAGAAGGUCAGCGGUUCGAAUCCCCGCAAUGGGGUAAGCUCCCGUUGCUCGGUCCCUGCUCCUGCCAACGUAGCAGUUCGAAAGCACGUCAAAGUGCAAGUAGAUAAAUAGGUACCGCUCCGGCGGGAAGGUAAGCAGCAUUUCCGUGCGCUGCUCUGGUUCGCCAGAAGCAGCUUAGUCAUGCUGGCCACAUGACCCGGAAGCUGUACGGGCCAAUAAAGCGAGAUGAGCGCCGCAACCCCAGAGUCGGCCACGACUGGACCUAAUGGUCAGGGGUCCCUUUACCUUUACCUUAAAUAUUUUAUGCCUUGGUGUCUGGGGCUAACAUCUAAACUAUUCUUUCUCAGAUGCCUCCCAGAACAAUAACUCUUUGCCUGACUUUGAAUCAUUAGCUCCAUAAAAGUUCAAAAUGUGUUGGGGUGCAGUAAUCAGAUUAGUGGAGGCUAGUACUCUAAUUUUGUAUCUUUAUUUGCUGUUUGUGUUUUCUCAAGCUCCUGGCUAACUCCUAGCUAAUGCACAUCUGAGCCAUCUUUGGCCUGUUUUGUCCAUGGUGGGGGUUAGGUCAAGUCAGACUUGUAAAUGUUACUGUAUGAAGCCACAAAUUAAACCUUACUUGUGCAGUUGCCUUACCACAUACAUGUCUAUAGAGUUAAUUGCCUAUAACUGUUUUAGAGGUUUUACUACAACCAAGCGGCAUAUAUUGUUAAAUAAAAAUGAGUAAAAUAUGUCUUUCUUUAGUAUAGGUCAAAGUAAUCAAUAGAUUAGACUUGCCUGGAGAUGUUACUCAUCCAUGCUGAGAGGUGGCUUAAGAACACCCCAGAUUUUAGUUGGAGCACCAGUGGCAUAUUUGAGUUUUGAAUGAGCAGGGGAGAUGAAAUCUGGGUGUGCAAGGGAUCUCCCUAAUGGGAUUUAAAAGGGGAUUGACUGGCAGCUCUGUCUAUUGGAUAGAGAAGCCUGAUAGUUUUAUCUUCUGUGCUUCCAUCUAUGCUUUCCUGCCUCCUAGCAAAUAUUUAUCUGUCAUUGGCCAGGGGCAGCAUGCCAGCAGCCUCCAUGGCCCAAGAUCCAGAAAAGCUUCAAGCAGAGGUGGAGCGACUGGUGGCUGAGCUGCAGGAGGCAACCCGAGAAAAAGUCCAGGCUGCACAGUAUGGGCUGGCUGUGCUAGAGGAAAAUGGUGAGCUCAAGCAGCGCUGUGGUGAGCUGGAAGGCCAGUUGGAGGUGCUACGCAUGGAGCUGGUCCACAUGAAGGAGGUGAGUGAAAGUUUCCCCUGUUCUGCCUUGGGCAAGGAUGCCCUUAGCAUGUUUCCAGCUUGGGCAAUGAGCUCUUAACCAUAAUCUCCUGCCUCCUUCUAUCUUGCCUAGGCUUUAGCAGAGUCCCACAGCAGUCACAAACGGGCAGCAGCUGACGGCGAGAGCCGAGAAGAAUGUCUGCUCAGAGAAACUGCUUCCAAAGAAGCCUGCCUGACUCAGACCAUUGAGGAGCUUCAGAACAAUGUAAAGCAUCUGAGAUCCCAGCUGGACAACAAUGGGGUAGAAAAUGAGCGUAUUGGUGUGGCUCUGCAGGACUUGAGGAAGGUAAUGUGAUUGUGUUAAGAAACUGGGGUGGGGGUGGUCCAUACGGGUUGUAGUUCAGGACUGUCUAGCACACAAGUCUGUACAUAUGUAUUUUCUAAAGUGUAUUAGGUUAGUUGCUAAAUUGAUAAAGGAAUGAAAUAUUUGUACCCAUUCUGGUGAGCUUGAUGAACCCUAGAGGUCAUCCAAAACUUGAAGCUGGGGAGAUGCUUUGGGGAAUCAUCUCAGAAAUCAUGCUGUGCUUUAGAGGUCUUCCGGUGGAGUACAGGGUCAGAUUUAAGGUGCUGGUUUUGACCUUUAAAGCCCUUCACGGCCUAGGACCCUCGUACCUACGGGACCGCCUCUCCCGGUAUGCCCCACGGAGUCCCUCAAGGUCCAUAAAUAGCAACACCGUAGUGGUCCCGGGCCCUAAGGAAGUCAGAUUAGCUUCAACCAGAGCCAGGGCCUUUUCAACUCGGGCUCUGGCCUGGUGGAACGCUCUGCCUCAUGAGACCAGGGCCCUGCAGGAUCUGAUUUCUUUCCGCAGGGCCUGUAAGACAGAGUUGUUCCACCUGGCCUUUGGCUUGGAGCCAUUUGAUUCCCCCCCCCCUUCUUUUUUCUUUUCCUUUCUCCUCCUGCGAUGAGGCUACAUUUUAAUAUUUUAAUGUUUCAAUAUUUUAAUGUAUUUUAAUUUUGUUUUUAAGUUGUAUUCAUUCAACUUAUUUUUAUUACUGCUUGUUAGCCGCCCUGAGCCCGGCCUUGGCUGGGGAGGGCGGGGUAUAAAUAAAAAAAAAAUAUUAUUAUUAUUAUUAUUAUUAUUAUUAAAAGCACAACACAACUAUGGUAACCCUCAUAAUGGGAGGAGGGCCGGGGCUUGUCUGUGUCUCAUUGCUUCCAAGGUUUUUGAAGUACCUCAAGCAUGUUCUACUUCCAUCUCCAAGUUUCAGGGGAGGUCUGCAGUGGUUGUUUGAUUUUGCAGCUUGAAAUGUGUGUCUAAUGCCUCAGAAUGAUAGUGUGGCAAUUCCCCCAGACUUUGAGUUGGGAGGUAACUUGGAGGAUCAUUUCCACAGUUGUGCUAUGUUUCUGAGCUGCUCCGAGUGCUCACACAGUGCAAAAUCAGGAAUAAGGUUUGCCCUUCUGCUAUUGAGAGGACCAAGAUCUUGGCAACCAUAGAAUUUAGCCUUGGUAGCCAGCCAACCGAAAUGUGUGGGCCUCUUUGGUAGUGUAUAACAUAGAAAAACAGAAUAGCAGAAAGGGGGAAUCUAACACAAUGGUCCUACAAACCAGAAUGCAAAAAUGGUUAGCUGUGAAAUGGGAAAAGUAGUAGUGAUUUGUUCCUGGAGUAUUAAGACGUCCAUGAGAAUGUGAGACGUUGCUCCCUGCAUUUUGUUAUUUCUACAGUGUACUCUGGGUGAAAUUCACCGUCAUGCCAUAAAAAUGUUCUGCUGUGGUUGACCACCAAUAGCAGCUUGUACUUGCAGCUUGAUGUAAGUGUUAGAUAUACUUCUAAGUGUGAAACCAUGUGGACACUUCUCCCUCACUUUGAUUUAAUAAUCAAGUGCUCAGGCAUUACUGGGCCAUGUUAAAAAGAUGAAGGGGACCACAGGGACAAUCAUGCUAGCUCUGCUUCCCGUUGCCAUGCUGGUUAUCCUCCAAGUUGGAGGACAAAGCUUUGAAAUGGGGGUUGGGUGGGGUCCCUGUGCUCAAGAAUGUAAGAAGAAUCCUGCUGGAGUAGGCCAUCUAGACCAACUUUCUGUCCUCACAGUGGCUAACUUGAUGACUGUGGGCAACCCUCAAACAGGACCCAAGCACAAGAGGACCCUCCCCUCUUUAAUUUCUAGCAACUGGUGUUCAGAAGCAAAGCUGUCUCCCAACUAUGAAGGCAGAGUGCUGCCAUAAUGGCUAGUAGCCUUAUCCUCCAUGAAUUUGACCAGUCCUCUUUUAAAGCCAUCCACUGUGCUGGUCCUCACUGACUCCUUUGGAAGCAAGUUGCAUGAGCUGUAUGAACAAGUACUUUCUUCUGGUGGAGGCUCCUCAUGCAGCUUUGACCCCCAGAAAAGCAGGGUUUUAAAGCUUAAUGAGGAGCCUCCAUGAAUUAACAUGGAAAAAGAAAGCUUUAAAAAGUGUUUGUAGGUAGGAUGAAGUUGCUUUGGGUAUUGGAUCUUGCCAUUAACAUAUCCUAUAUCAAGUUCUUCCUUAUCCAUUCCUGCCUUGAUGCAAUACCAUAUGAUGGGUGGUUUGUGGCAUGUCUGACUUGGUUCCUGUUUCCCCCUGCCUUCCCAGGAACGUCAGAUCCUAGAAUCCGAGAAGGCCCGGCUAUGUGAGGAGAUGAAACAGAUCAAGAUACGGGAGCUGCGUCAGUUGCAGGACUGUGCUGAACUUGAAGAGGAGAACAUCUCUCUGCAGAAGCAGGUCUCCGUGCUCAAGGGCAGUCAGGUAUUGGUAUCUUCCACAUACUAUAGUGGGCCUGGCACUGACCACUUGAAUGUGUGCCUUUCAUACAGUGGUGUGGACCAAAUGUCAACCACGCUAUUGUAUAGCAUCUGCUUUAUAGGAAUACUGCUUCAGUUGUGUUCACCUGCUUGAAUUUUGCAAAUGUAUGUUUGCUUUCACCUACAACCAUGUCCCAAUGGACCUUUGCUGGCUUGUGGAUGGAAGUGUGGUGAUACUAAUACAGCUGCUAUAGAGACACUUCUAAGAUGGCUGAACUCUGAGCCUUGAUUAGUUGAUUCUGAACCUCAGCAGUCUAGCAGUAUUGCAAGAGCAAUCUUAUAGGACUUAAAACAUGCAACCAACCAUCAUAAACAGUCUAAAAAUAUUUAAAGCUGUAGUUCAAAACGUUAAGGGUGGAAUUCAGUGUCGUACUAAUAUGAACAUUCUACCAGUGCAAGAAUUCUGCUUGCAGGGUAGAAUUCUCCUCUCCUCUUCCCCAUUUGCACUGUUCUGAAGGUUCUCCUGACCCUCCCAAGCUGAUAUGGGGGUGCAGGAGGAGGCAGGGAAGCCACAUUGUGCUACCAGGACUUGUGCCAGCUCCUGCUAGCACAACAUUAGUUGAAUCUAGCCCUGUGUUAAAGUGUUAGCCAUUUAAAAUCUUAAAACCUUUUUAAUUUAAAAAAGAAAGUAUUUGCCUGCUGCUAGAAAGACCGUAGUACAGUCAUACCUUGGAUCCUGAACGCCUUGCAAGUUGAAUGUUUUGGCUCCCGAAUGCCGCGAACCCGGAAGUGAGUGUUACUUUUUGCAACCCGAACGUCCAACAGAACCUCCGCGGCUUCUGAUUGGCUGCAGGAGCUUCCUGCCCCUUGGUUUUCGAACAUUUUGGAAGUUGAACGGACUUCCGGAACAGAUUCUGUUUGAUUUCUGAGGUACCACUAUUAGGAACGCGAAGCAAGCCUCUUAUAGAAUCAUAGAGUUGGAAGGGACCCUGAGGAUCAUCUAGUCCAAUCCCCUGCAAUGCAAGAAUAUUCAGCUGUCCCUUACAGGGAUUGAACCUGCAGCCUUGGCGUUAUCAGCAUUAUGCUCUAACCAACUGAGUUAAGGGUCAUUCCAUAUCAAGUGAUCCAGUUUUUUUACCUCAUGUCAUCCAGUUUUCUUAAUAUUUUCUUCCUUAAUAUUUUGUAAUAUUAAGUUUAAGUUUUGAUCAAUCAACAAGUGUACACUGGAUCACCUUAUACGGAAUGACCCUUAAGAACCUUCAAUAGUUUAGGCAUGGCAGGGGAUGCCUCUUGGAAGGCCUCCAGUGUUAAGGUACUAUUAAUAUUUGUUGAAUUUAUAUUUGUGUUCUCAUUUUUUAUUUUUAUGUUGUGAUCCCCUCGUUAUCUUCAUAUGAAGGGCAGUAUACAAAUUGAAAUUAUAUACAGUGUGUGUGUGUGUGUGUGUGUGUGUGUGUGUGUGUGUGUUUGCCUUUGUACCUGGGAUCUGUGCAAUUAAUUGGGUUUGGAGGAAGUAUUUUUUAUCAGAUUGAACAUAUUUCUCCAAGGCUCUUAACUUCAAAGGGAUCAGAACUCUUAAAAGCUCUGGGGGGUGUAAUUGCUAUACUCAAAUUUGCACCCCACAAUACUGAUUUCUCUGCAGUGGUGUUAAUAGUUGGGGACUGGAGCAGGCCAGUUCUCUCCAUCCUUCCAUUCUUAAGUUCCUUUCCCCUUGCUUUUUACUGAUGCUUAAUUGCUCGCAUAGUCCAAUUUCUGGAUUCGAAUACCUGUUGCUAUGUCUCUUUCUGUGUUGAGUUAAACUAAUUUUUUUUAUAGUUCCACAAUUAUGCAGACAUAUUGACUUUGCUGAUGUCCUUGUUUCACUAAAAAGUAUAGGACCACCACCUUUGCUACUAGGAUAUAGGAUUGCAUUUUAAAAUUAUUUUGAGCUUGUUGCAGAAUAAUGUGCAAGAUGAAUAAAACAGAAUUGUUUAAUAGCUCUUAAAUGCCUGUCCAGCUUAUCUAUGUCAUGAAUAGGCCACUCAAAACUCACUCAGGUUUUCUUGUUUUGGUGUCUGGAACUGUGAUGAUAGGAAGUUCCACAAUACAGGUGCCUGUCCACAAUUCCACAUGUCUGUCUGACACUUACAUAAGAGGACAUGGAAGAAGGGCUUGCUGGUGGAUCUUAAAGGAUGGUGGGGAUUGUUUUCCAUCUGUUGGUGCAAAAAAAAAGUGUAAGCAUGUGUCAUAUUCAGUCAUGCCAAACUGGUCCAAGUGAUGUUGAAGCUGAAAGAUGUGGAUGUCAGUAAUUCAGAUGAAAUACUGGGGGAGGCAGGGCCUGAUGAGCAGCAGCCAACCACCUAGUAUUGUGCCCUUUUUUCCUUCCUCAGGUGGAGUUUGAGAGCAUCAAGCAUGCCCUUAGCUGCCGAGAGGAAGAGCUGGUGCUUGCUGGGACUCAGCUGCUGGAGCUGGGUCGUCUCCGGGACCUGGCAGAACACCAACUUCAGGAGGCACUAGAGGCUCUGCAGGCAGAGCGUGAGCAGAAGCAGGAAUUGCGGCGAGAGCUGGCCAUCUGCACAGGAGGGCGCCAUGACUCCCUAAGCAGCUUGCAAGCCAACCUAGAAGAGCUUAACCACAGCCGUGCAGAGGAACAGGAUAGUGGCUUCGCCAAUGCCAGCAGCAUUGGGAGCAUGGCUUCCACACCCCACAGCAUCCGGCCUGCACCUGGUCUUGUGGCAGACCUCUUCAGUGAGCUUAACUUGGCAGAGAUUCACAAACUGCAGCAACAGUUGCUCCAGGUAAGCAGGUUUAGCUCUGUGGAUCAGGGAGAGGUUUGGUUUCAAUAUGAGAUGACUAACAACGUGAAUUGCAUUCCUGUUGCACAGCGGAGCAAGAUGUGCUAUGUUUUAGGCCAAUGCCAAUGGUUAGCUAUCCCCACCCCUCACCCUACCCCAGCUGGCUAACUUGGGGUUUGCAGCUCUGUUAGAGAUUCAGUCCACUGCCAUGUACUGUGUAUCCAAAUUCUGAAAAAGUCCUUGCCCCAGUCUCUGUAGUUACUGUGUAAUACUUCAAGGGAGGGAAUCAAAUUGUUGAAUGCUCCAUUGUAGAAAAACAAAGCUAGUAUUGGCAAGAAGAUUCUAGUUUAGUCUUUGCCCCUGGUAACUUAUAUUUGAAUGUGCAGAGACUUGUUUUUUACAGGAGGGCAUCAUUUAAACCAAAUUCUUCUUCCUUGGACAGUCCAUCUCUUACUUUGGCUAAUAGGCAGUUGUCAUUGAUCUCCCACACAAGAGUCCUCUGGUGCAUGUGGGGAACUUGUUAGGAGGGAUGUGCUUCAGUUCUCAUUUUAUGCUGGGCUUGGGGAAUAAACAGCACUAGCUGUGCAAAGCCCAGUGUGCUGAUGCAAGGCAAGACCCCUUGUUUUUCCUCUUCCACUUCCCCUCCUGACCAGAGCCCUCUUGUACCUGCAAAGAAUGCAGAGCCUAGGGCUUGCCGAUCAGAAGGUCAGUAGUUCGAAUCCCCGCGAUGGGGUGAGCUCCCGUUGCUCAGUCCCUGCUCCUGCCAACCUAGCAGUUCGAAAGCACAAAGUGCAAGUAGAUAAAUAGGUACCGCUCCAGCAGGAAGGUAAACAUCGUUUCCAUGCACUGCUCUGGUUCACCAGAAGCGGCUUAAGUCAUGCUGGCCACAUGACCCAGAAGCUGUACGCUGGCUCCCUCGGCCAGUAAAGCGAGAUGACUCGUCUGCAACUGGACCUAAUGGUCAGGGAUCCCUUUACCUUUACUUAUCCCUUGCUUUUAUCCAGCCACACGAUUGUCAGAGAACCUGGGGAGAGUGAGUGGUCUCUUGUGCCCAGCAGAAUUAUUCCCUCCCUGUACGCAAGCUAUGAAGAACUUAAAAACUUGUUGACAGCGGCAAGAGUUAUCAUAGCUAGGAAAUGGUAAAAGCAAGGUGGAUGCUGAAUAGAAGAAUGGUACAAAGAAGUGUGGGAUAUAGCGAUUAAUGAUAAAUUAACGUGUGCUAUUAAAGUAAGAAGGGGAAUAUGGAAGAGAAAUGACUUUGAGAAAAUAUGGAGAAUAUUUCUGGAGUUGUUAAAACAGAAAGGAGUCAAACCAUCUCAAGUCUUAAAUUUUUGGAAAUUUAUCAUUAUGAUAAAUGAUAAGUCUCAUGGUGGGGUGCACAUUUCUAUUUGUGUUAUUUUUACUUUAAGGAAAAAUAAAAAAUUAGAGAAGAAUAUUAUUCCCUCCCCAUGCACAGAGGAUGCAGGAGUGGGAUAUCUUGGUGUUGACUAUCUGGCAAGGGCAACUCCAGCUAGAUUUGUAGACCCUUGAUUUUUCCAUCUGUAAUCCUGAAGUGGUCCAGUGCAGCAUUGGAUGGCAUCCCCUAGAACUGCUUGCCAUUCCGUUUUGCCUCAGGCACAGAGCAUGAAGGUAUUACAGCACAAAUAAUGGCCACCAUUGCAAUAUGAGCAAUCAGGCUGUGAGGUCAAAAAGUGGGUUCCUGUUCUUCAAAGCUUAAAAUGUACUGUAAUGGGACUAGUUCCUCUUUCUGUAGGGAGGGGAGCAUGAGUGUGGCAAAAGCUAAGAAAAUGCUAGGCUGGGAAGUGAUUUUCUAAGCAAGGUUUUAGAGAUCAAAAUUAUGACUUGAUAGUAUUGAUCCACAGUGAACUCAAAGGAGCUAUUCUGACUGCAAGUCGCUCAGAUGCCAGAGGCAUUGCUUUCGGGUUUCUACUCUGCCAAUAAUCUUGUCUGUGGAGUCUGCUGUUUGUUUCUGUCUGUCUGUCUGUCUGUCUCCCCGCUCCGGUUGAGCUGGAAGCUUCUCAGUCGCCUGUAGAGUGAGUGGCAGGAAGCCACUAAAGUUAUUCCGAGCAGCUGCACAUCCUGCCCAGCUGGCGUCAUGCUUUGGCCUGACCCUGUUGCACUUUCCCCACCCCCUUCAGGCUGCUUGUCUGCAGAUUAUCUCUCCCUCCUGCCAAGCCAGUUGUCUUGGCAAAGGAGGUUUGAAUGCUGUUCUACUCUUGCAAGGUAUUGGAGACAUUUGUCCACUUUGUCCACUUUUUGUCUAGAAUGCAGCUCUCUCUUCUUCCAUCUUCCUUCUAUUUUUAACAGCUUAUCUUGUAUUAGAGAUCACCCACAGUUUAGAGAGCCUCCUGAAGGUGAAUGCUAUGAUAGUUGAUUCUGGGCCACUUCCGGCUAGCCUCAUUCUGUCCGCCCUUGGCCAAAGGAAAUACCUGGCUGUGAAUCAAAAGCCCUGAAGCUCAGCUUCUUUUUGUAUGGCUCUUUAAAGCCCAGAUGGAAACUUGAGACCUGGGAGUGGCAAGCUCUAUAAAGAGAGAAGCCUGUCUCUUCUGUAUUGAUCCCUCCAAAAGGGUCACGGUUUCGGAAUAGAACUGAGCAGCCUUAAUCUCUGGGGUAAGGCUGCAAAACCAGCGCUGUGCUUGCUCAUUCAGAGCACUUGCCUAUUAAGAGUGCCCUUGCCAGCUACUCCCAGUUUAGUUCCUGUUUUCCAUGCCAGGAUGUAGCUCUGCAAAAUACAUAGCCUGUUAUUGACAUAAACUGCUCUUGAGUAUGUCCCAACAACUUAGAGUUCUAUUGGCCUCCUUGGAUCUGGAUUUAGCUUAUGGCUCAGUUUAUCUCCAUGCCUUGUGUUGGGAAACAUAAACACCAAACGCUCUCCCCAUCCCCUUUCUAAUUUUCUGUUUGCAUUAUUAGGCAGAAAAUGAGAAGGCCUCGCUUGCCUCAGACCUGCAGGACCUUAAGAAACAGCUGAGCAGCACCCAGGAGGCUCUAGCCCAGCAACAGCUGUGCAACAACCAUGAGGUGGAGCAGUUUCAGACCCUGGAUGCUGGCCCUGGCAAUGGCGGGGGCCACCCAUCACCCUGUGAGAGGGAGCGCUGCCAUGAAGAGUUAGAAAAGGCCCAACUGGCAGCCCGGCAGGAGAGGGAGGCAGCUGCUCAGUUAGAAACGGAGCUGCGGGUUGCCCGAAGGAUGGCACGGGAGAGUCAGUCACGGCUGGCGCAGGCCCAGGAAGAGCUGCUGGGUUUUUCUGAGGAGAUGGCCGCUCUGUAUCAUCAUGUCUGUGCCUGCCACAGCAUCACCCCUCAGCGUGUUGUGUUGGACUAUUACCGGGAAGGUCGUGGAGCCCGGAGCAUGUGCAGAAGGCGGUCCUCCCGAAAACUCCUACUCACAGAAAUGGAGACAAGCAGCAGUGGGGACCAGUCCCCAGCCAGCAGCCCCAGUUCCCCCUGUGGGUUGGAGCCCCUCAAUGUGGCCAACCUGACUGCCGUCUUGCGAGAACAACUAGGGCACCUGCAGGUGGCGCUCUCCCUGGUGCAUCAGCAGGGCCUGAUGGGGCACGGUGCCGAACUGGAACGUGACAAGGAGGCGCUGGUGGAGGAGGUGCUGAAGCUGAAGUCCCUGCUGAGUACUAAGCGGGAGCAGAUCGCCACCCUGCGCACAGUACUCAAGGCCAACAAGCAGGUGGGUGCAGGAGUAGCCUGGUUGUGGUGCGAGUCAGCUCUGAGUGAAUAGGAUGGGGAGGGUGAGAAAGGUGUGGGCCUGCAGAUGGGACUGGGAGCACCCUCAGCUAGUGCAAUGAGCACUUUUGGUGGGUUGCCCACUGCCAGUAGCACCUUUUUCAUCUUGCUGCUGCUCCUCCUGCCAAAGAGUGCAGGUAGAGGAAGAAGAAUGGGGUUCUGCUAGGCUACUGGUGCCAAAUGGGCUCAUCAGUGAGAGUUAUGGGAAUUUUCUUACACUGACUGCAAAACUGAAUGUGUUAAGAAGUCACAAAACAGGUAUGAUCAGGCUGUGAGUAUGUUGUGUCUAAAAGUAAAUGAAUCUUUGCCUAGGCAGUAUUUUGCGAUCUUGUAAAUUGCAGAAUUAUACAUUUAUUUUACACAGGUUUCUUCUGUCUAUCAUGGGAAGAGCAAGGGAUUGUUCCAAUUAUUUUUAUUGAUUUUCCAAAUUAUUACAAAUCAUUACUGAAUUAAUUCAAUACAAUUUCCAAAACUGAUUUCCCGCUCUUCUUGCAAGAUAUGUCCAUGAUAGACCCCCGCUGCUGUUAGUUCUCAAUUUCUAGUUGAAAUCACCCCAUAAUUCCAAUUAUAUUUUCCAUCAGCUGCCCCUUUACAACCCUGCAAACAGCAAAUAUAUUUAAAAAAACUUAGUGUGUAUAUUUGAUUGCAGCAUGUGUAGUAUUUCAGUAAGUUCUUAUUUCCAGAUUUCGGCAUUUAUUUUCCAGCUUGAAUAUUUUCACAUGUUCAAAUCAAAGUUCUUUCCCUGGUUCACUGAUUUAUUGCAGUUCUCCUGUCUCCUCCAUCUGUGCUCGCCUUACCCAAACUCACAUUCCUUCCUACUGAUAACAGUGUCAAGCUACAGCAUAAAUUAACUCACAAAAACUGUUUACAGAGAGACCAUUCUAAGAGCAACCCAGCCAUUGGAUUCCAUCACUGCAAUGCCUUAAAAACGUAUUUUCCAUUACAUAUGUCUUUCUCUUUAAAUCAUCCUUUGUGUCUUCCAUCCUUCCAUCAUGUCAGGUUAACUGUGGAUUGUUAUUAGCUGCAUUUCCUCCUCCCACAACAGAAAUAUUUUGAUGGUGGCUUACAACAAUGAAGGCUAGAAACAUGUUCUAAAACUAAGAUUCUCUGGAGUGGAAUUGUAUUCCCAACCUCUCAUUCAGUGCUCCCACAUGAUUUUGGCCCAUAAAUAGGCCUGGAUGUGAUGUGACAUGGCCUGAGAUCACAGGCCCUUGCAUACCAUUUGUUUUAAUGUUUCAUAAGCUGCUUUUUUGGAAAGCCACCAAGAAACAAAUAACAACAACAACAAUCAAAGAGCAGCAGACUGGGGAGGCAGGCUGCAGGUCUGCCUAAAUAAUAAGGUGCUUUUCACUAGCCUUUGGAAAGCUGAUGAGUAUGGGGCUAAGUGGGCCUCCUGGGUUCCAGAGUUUCGGCACAACAGCUGGAAAAAAACCUUGACACAUUUAACCACUAGCUGUACCUUAGAUGGUGGGGAAUGCAGAGCAGGACACUUUAUCUAGGUACCCAGACAGCAGGCCCUGCCUUCCAAAUACCAGUGCCAUAUUUAAGCUCUGGAUGGACUGACAGCAUCCAGUGCAAACCAAGAAAAUGCACUUGGAGGGGGUGGCGGCUUAUAGCAACCCUGUUAAUAGAAUUUCCAAUUGUCUGGGAGGGGUUUAUCCACCCCACUUCCUUUGGCUGCAGUCCUGGGGCACUCUUACCUUCCUGUCCUUGUCCUGUUCUGCUGCUCCUCCCGGGUCCCACCAGUACUGUUCUCUUAACAGCCCUGCAUUGCUAGCAACUAUUGCUGCUUUCCUCACUGUUUGCAGCAUGAGCCCUGUGCUUAGGCUGUUGCUAGGUUUCCUCCAACUUUCCAGGCCUGGGAAAGAAGGCAGAAAGGGCUGCAUCCCAAGAGAGUGGUGGUCUGGGCUUGCAUUCAGUGUUAGAAACUCAGAUAUUUAAGCUAAUCACCAAAUGGCACCUUAAACCUAUGUUAUGAUCACCACAACAUAAUGUCUAGGCACCAUUUUUUGUUAAAAAAAAAUUGAAGCUUGUUGUUAAUUUUGUUUCUAUACCACUUUACAUUUUAAAGAAAAAACAUUACAACACAUUAAAACAUCAAGUAAAACAAACAAUCCAGAAUAAAACAAAUUCAAGCUUCAAGGAAAACACUUCAGAUCCUACUCCAAGUGACAUUUUUCUUUCCCCAUAUUUAUUUACCUACUUAUAUAAACUACUCCAUAGCAGAAGUACUCUAGGAAGCCAGUUUGGAGUAGUGGUUAGAGUGUCAGACUAGGACCUGGGAGAUCAGGGUUCAAAUCCCCACUCAGUCAUGAAGCUCACUGGGUGACCUUGGGCCAGUCACAGCCUCUUAACUUACCUCACAGGGUCAUUGUAGAGAUUAACUGAGGAGAGAAGUUAACCAUGUACUCCUUGGAGAAAAAGGCAGGAGAUAAAUGCAAUAAAUAAAUUCUUCUGCUUACCUGCUUAAAAAAAACUGGAGGGGCCAGCCAGAUGGAGAUGUCUCCCCCCCCCCAAUUUUGUUUAUUGAUUUUCACAAAAUUAAAAACACUAACAAAUAAACAAACAAACAUAAAUCAUAACCUUAUUAAAACUAAUCUUCUUAACAUUGUUAAGUGACUUCCUUGUAUCCCCCAUUUGAAUUUCAUUGCUUAUCAUUUUAACGGUUUUCCAAAUCAAAGUUCUUAUAAUUUUAACUUAAUCGCUUAAUAUCACUCUUUCUUCCCAAUUCAGCAUUAAACAUAAUAAUUCAUCACAUUACUUAUUUAAGUCCUAAGCCUAACUGGUGAUUGCAAGCUUUUUCCAAUUAAUUUAACUUAACGUAUUUAACUAAAUAAUCAUUAAAUUUCAUCCAUUCUUCCUGGUACUCCUCCUCAUUCUAGUCACGGACUCUUCCAGUCAGGUCGACUAGCUCCAAAAAGUCCAUCAUCAUCAUGAUGAUGAAGAUGAAAGAUGGAGAUGUCAGUUGCCAACCUGGCAUCCAGAGAUCUCCACGUGGUUGCAGUUGAACCUGCACCUGUUGAAAAACGCACAUGACGAAUUUCUGGCACAGCUUGCAUGUGUAAGACUGGAUACUGGGAAUACUCCUUGCACAUAUACCAGGAUUGAGCAGUCCUGGGAUCUUUCAAGCACCCUAGGCUGUGUUCUGGAGGCUUCUUGCUGGAGCAUCUUCUCUUGCUUUUAAAAAAAGGGCUGAAGCAAGAAUGGGGCCACCCAUGAGUGUAAUCCUAGAGACACAUAAACUUGUUCAGUCUCUGAAAAAAGGUGCCCUGUUGAUGUGUUCCCUGUUGCUGACCUGCAAGUGAAGUAGCCUCUUGAAGGUAUUUCCUUAUCAGCAGGCUGGUAGCCCCAUGUGCCUGGCUCUUCCAAGAUUGUUCUUGUGGGUGGAAUGGUUCCAGCUGCCUGUUUGAGUCUCCUAUGCAGAGCAGCAUAGAAGGGUGUGUGCGCUAUGUUUGUGUGCCAGUGCUUUAAUGAUGCUUUCUGCAUACGGUAAAGGGUGUUUCCAUGGGGGAGAAGCUAUAGGUCAAAGAAUUGGAUGGGACCUCAAUGGUCAUCUAGUUCAACCCCCUACAAUGCAGGAAUCUCAACUAAGCAUCCGUGAUAGAUGGCCAUCGAACCUUUGCUUUAAAAUCUUCAAGGAAAGAGAGUCCACCACAUCCCAAGAGAAUCCCUUCUACUGUCAAACAGCUCUUACUGUCAAAAAGUUCUUCCUGGUGUUUAGUUGGAAUCUCCUUUCUUGGUUCAAGUCCUACCCUCCAGAGCAGGAGAAAACAAGCAAGCUCCAUCCUCCAUGUAAUAUCCCUUGAGAUAUUGGAAGGUGGCUAUCAUAUCUCUUCUUUUCCAGGCUAAACAUACCCAGCUCCUUCAACCAUUUCUCAUAAGGCGUGGUUUCCAGACCCUUGUUCAUCUUGGUCAUCCCUCCUCUGCAUACGUUACAGCUUGUCAAUAUCCUCCUUAAAUUGUGAAUCCCAGAACUCCAGGCGUAGUCUAACCAAGGAAGAACAGAGUGGUAGUAUUACUUCCAUUGACCAGACACUAGACUUCUGUUGAUGCAGCAUAGCAUAGCAUUUGCUUUUUUUGCUGCUGCAUCACACUGUUGACUGAGGGUCAGCUUGUGGUCUACAAAGACCACUAGAUCCUUUUCACAGCUACUACUGGCAAGCCAAGUGUCCCCCAUCUUUUAUUUGUUCAUCUGGUUAUUCCUGCCAAAAUGCAGAACCUUACAUUUGUCCCUGUUGAAAUUCAUUUUGUUAGUGCAUCAUCUGACCCUUGGCAACCUUCCCUUUUAGACUGCAGAGGCCGCCCUCUCAAACCUUAAAGGCCAGUUUGAAGGCGAGAAGGUGCUGGUGUCGGAGACCAUGGCCAAGCUGCGUCAUGAGCUGAAAGCCUUGAAGGAGGAUGCUGCUACUUUCUGCUCCCUGCGUGCCAUGUUCGCCAGCAGGUUAGGAACGGGCAUCCCAGGGAGCUGUGUCUAUAGUAGAGAAGGGGCAGUGGGGCAGAGGUUGGAGGUAAGCCGCCUCUUGAAGUGGGUGGGGGCUGGCAUUGAGCAUUUGAUCUACUGCUGCUCCUGUUUCAUGUUGGAAUUGUGCCACUAUCCUCACACAAGUGCUGAAACUGAGGACUUGCCAUGUAGAUUUGGAGAAUCAAGUAAUUGUGAUAUUGACUGGUUGUGGACUAGGAAGGCUGGUUUCACACGAUGCAUAGAAAGAGAUGGAAAGCUGCUUAGACCACAGAAGUUGCACAAGAGAAGGAAGCUGCAGGGGGUGAGGUAAUGCUCUUUGAGGGGGUGCUGAACUAAAACAAAACUCCAAGAUGUGCAAUGUUUGUCAUAUUCUGUGCCACCAAAGGGUGGAAUAUAGAGCCUAUAUAUUGCACAACAUAAAACAAAAUUUCUUAGAUUCCUCAUAACUUGUUUUGACAGUUGGCCAAACUAUUCAUAUUAUUGAAGCCCUAUUCCUAUAGCUUCUGAGAUAUUGCCAGGCAUUGCUCAUGCAUUUUCCAAUAUACUUUCACAACCAUAAGGACUAGAAACCAUCCUUAAUUUAAAGGGAUCCAAGAUUUCAGCAAGCAAUGAUUAGUGUCCAGUGGGAUAUUCCAUUCUUUUUCUGGCAUUUGAUGGGACCUGAGUAUAUGCAAAGCACUGAGAGCUGGUGUAAGGCCUGCCCAGGAUUCUGUGGUGUUGAUCCUUUUUGACACUCGCCUUGAACUCACCACCUCCAUCUGUCUCCAGGUGUGACCAGUAUGUGAGUCAGCUAGAUGAGAUGCAGCGGCAGCUGGCAGCUGCUGAGGAUGAGAAGAAGACACUGAGUUCCCUCUUGCGCAUGGCCAUACAGCAGAAGCUGGCACUCACACAAAGGUUGGAGUCCCUGGAGAGCCCGGCUGAGGUGCCACGGGGAAGUAGCAGGAGGGCACUCAGGCCAGCCAAGGGUAGUGCGGUAAGAACAGUUGGAGCAAUGAGUUCUGCUAUGGGUGGGUGGUGAAACAAAACCCCCUGAAGCCAUUUACCUGCUUAGGAUGUAAUGCUGCCCAGCUGCCCAGCUGCCUUUGGGAGUGAUACACAGCUUCUUCAAAUUUAUCAGUUCAAAUUUCGCAUAGAACUGUGGCAGGGUAAUAGCCCUGAGAAGGUGUAGCCUUGAGUGAUGUAUAACCAGUGUACCUGUUCAGCUUUAAUAACACUUACUUAUCCAAGCAAUUAUCUCUGGAGAUGAUAAACCAGGAGAGUCAGUGUGGUAAUGUGGUUAGAAUGUCAGACUAGGACCUGAGGUUCAAAUCCCCACUUGCCCAUGAAGCUCACCACCAGUCACUGCCUCUCAGCAGACUGUUUUGGGGAUUAUAUGAGGAGCUCCAUAGAGAAAAAGGUGGGAUAUAAAUGCAGUAAAUGAAAAUUAAAUGAUGACACACGUGAGAGCCAAGGCUGUAUUGUCCACGGACCAAUAGCAAUCCCCUACCCCACCUUCCAUGCAGCCUUAUGACUGAGAGUUAAUGUGGCACUGAAGCCUUUGUGAACCCACUAGGUGGCCUUAUGCCAGCCCUCAGUGUCCUCCCUCCCACCCCAGUCAGCAAUAUUGGUCAAUAUGUUGGCACCUUAAACAGUUCAAGUGCUGUGUGAAUGCUUAGCUGUAAUGUGAAUAUCUAUGCCAGGGCCAGCACAGGAGAGCUAUAGGAAAACAAGCGGUACUUUUUAACGUAUCUUUCUAACUGUCUUUCUUCUCUCCCUGGUCCCCGUUCUCCUUUCAGAGAUGAGACAGCCAGUAUCCAGUGCAGGAUUUCCAGGCACUUCUCAUUCAUCCAGUGUCUUCCAUUGUGGUCACAGAACUCCAUUCAUUAUUAUCUUUUGCAUAACAUGGAGAAGCCUGGCACCUGCAAGCUGUAGCCCAUCAAGAGGAACCCUGUGCCAGCAGCAGGCCUCCAGCCAGUGUUUGCUUCCUGCCCUCGUGCCUUAAGAGUUAUGUGAAGAUACACACACCUUUUCUCUGUUUGCCUCAGUGCUGACUUUCCUAAGCGCCUCUAACACUGUGCCUUUUUGUGAGACACUGAUGUCUGCCUUAAUGACCAGGGCUGCCUGCUUUGGGUCUGGCUGUGAAAAGAUGGGUUCUUCCCUUCCCCUGAAUUUCUUUGCCCUGCUGUACUCUCCCAGGCCCAUCACUUCUCUACCUGUCUCUCCAUGGGGUUUUGCACAUAGUUAAUGACUACAUUGCUGACUGCACGGAUUGUGGGGAGAAGGAAAACUAGCACCAUGCAGCCAUGAGACAUGUUGUGAGAUGGACCCAGCAGUGUCUCCUGUUAACCUCACCAUCCUGACACCAGCAGUAUAAGAGUAUGAAACAGUUUACUUUGUAGUCUGGAGCAAGAUGAGCCCUGGUUGUUUGCCUCAAAUAAAGAAUUGAUUUCCCUGCAA